AUGGAUGCGGAGACGAGCCAAAAGAAGGCACGGAUGGAGGAGAAGGAGCAGGAACCUCCCGUCGGGCUGUCGAAGUAUUUCCGUUCUUCGACGCCGACAUGUGCGCAGACUCCGAGACCGGAAUCAGCGCGCGACUCUAGGUCGAGGCCGCCAGACAAGGAGAACGUGCAGCCUCGGGCGUCGACUUCGAAGGAGCCUGCUGACGACUUCGACUCCGUAGUCGCGCAUCCGGCGGACGAGGAGAUGGAGGAUGUAUCCGAAGGGGAAGGCGUAGAUCAGGAAGACGGGUACAUCUCGCCUGCGCAGUACGACUGCAUGGACGCGGCAGACCUAUCGUCACCCACGCGACCGCGACGAACAGAUGACUUCGACGACGAAGACGAAGAGGACUUUGGCGUAGAGCCCGUGUCCAGUCCGGUCGCACACUUAAAGCGCCGUCACUCGCUACCUCAUCCGCGAGUCGCCUUCCCCGCCAUCGCCAAGCGUACGCCUAUCAAUCUGGAGGAGAGGCCCUUCUCUCGAAGGGAAUCUGCGCCGGUUGCAUCAUCCUCGCGUAGGACGGUCGUUGGAGGGCCGAGUCUGGAAGACAUUAUCACAGAUGAGCCAAGCAGCGACAUCGAUGGGUUCGACGACGAUCCUGGGUCGGGGAAUACGUCCUCAGAUGCGCCGCCGACACCUUCGCCGGAGACGCCGCAGCAGGUUGGCGAGACGCGGGUGCUGCUGGUCGAUGAUGACGGCGAGGGCCAGAGGUCCGCGGCCUUCGAAGCCGUGGCGAAGGGGUGGCGCGAGAAGUGGGCGCACGGCGGGCGAGUGAGUAGUAUACUGGUCCGCCGCGAGACGACGGUGACGCCGCAGGGCCGCCGGACGCCGCUGCCUGCGCGCCCGCCGCGCGACCCCGGCUCUGUCCCGAGAAGCUCGAGUAAGCUCGUACGGCGCAACGCGCUGCCCCUACAACGCACCGCCGUCCGGGUGGACAGCCCCGCCUCUGGGAGCCGGUUGGACAGGUUUAGGUUUGCUCUGGGCCCCGAAGUUCGUCCUCAGGAUGGGGCUGACUCCACCGCCGGGUGUACUUGA
Molecule: messenger RNA, 1074 nt
Organism: Schizophyllum commune H4-8
Lineage: Eukaryota; Fungi; Basidiomycota; Agaricomycetes; Agaricales; Schizophyllaceae
Exons: 1
Coding region: 1-1074 (357 amino acids)
Source: RefSeq, a predicted model, not a curated record